Schistocerca serialis cubense is the source of this 3617-nucleotide messenger RNA. It is a transcript of the gene Gabat, whose product is annotated as 4-aminobutyrate aminotransferase, mitochondrial. Gene Ontology annotation, biological process: GABA catabolic process. Lineage: Eukaryota; Metazoa; Arthropoda; Insecta; Orthoptera; Acrididae. The transcript is spliced from 10 exons. Gene Ontology annotation, cellular component: mitochondrion. The record is from RefSeq and is a predicted model, not a curated record. Gene Ontology annotation, molecular function: pyridoxal phosphate binding. The coding region runs from base 114 to 1634 and encodes 506 amino acids.
ACACAGCGCCAGUAUCCGCCGUCCACCGUAUCAGUACGCACGCCCGAAUAAAAUCAGUCUGCUUCGGCGUUUGCGUAUUCAGUGUGCGACGCUCACCUGAAGGUUUAGGGAAGAUGGCACAGCUAUGCGGCGGAGGCGUAACGCCCGCAAUUAAUUUUGGUAGAUUGUGCCUUAAGCAAUGGUGGAAAUCAGGUUCCAUUUGCCAAAACAUUUAUAUAAGGAAUGUUUCAAGCCUGGUUGUUGGAGAACCUGAUGGACCAAGUGUAAAAACAUCCAUUCCAGGUCCAAAGUCAAAGCAGCUACUAGAUGAACUAAGUGCUAUACAGCAAACUGGAUCAGUACAACUUUUUGUUGAUUAUGACCGCUCCAUUGGUAAUUAUAUAGCAGAUGUUGAUGGAAAUGUUCUGCUUGAUGUGUACACUCAGAUAUCGUCACUGCCUCUUGGGUACAAUCAUCCAGAUCUUUUGAAAUUGCUUGAUAACCCUUUUAAUGUGAAAGCAAUUGUAAAUCGACCUGCACUUGGAGUAUUCCCAGGAUCUGAUUGGCCAAAAAAAGUUAAAAAUAUCCUUCUUGAUGUUGCCCCCAAGGGACUGAGCCAUGUCACUACAAUGAUGUGUGGUUCAUGUUCAAAUGAAAAUGCAUUCAAGAACAUCUUCAUCUGGUAUCGCAAAACUCAGAGAGGUGAAAAUAUAGAUUUCACUGAAGAUGAAAGGUCAUCUUGCAUGAUAAAUCAAUCACCUGGCUCUCCACCGCUGAGCAUUCUAUCAUUCAAAGGUGCAUUUCAUGGACGCACCCUUGGUGCACUAUCUACCACACAUUCAAAAUAUAUUCACAAAAUUGAUGUGCCAGCAUUUGACUGGCCAAUUGCAUCAUUUCCAGAGUACAAAUAUCCUUUAGAAGAACACAAGUCAGAAAAUGAAGCUGAGGACAGAAGAUGUCUGGCUGAGGUUGAGGAUCGUAUCACUGAAUAUAAUAAACAUGGGAAGAAUGUAGCAGGAGUAAUAGUUGAGCCAAUACAAGCAGAAGGUGGAGACAAUGCUGCCUCUCCAGAAUUCUUUCAGCAGUUGCAGAGAAUUUGUAAAAAGUAUGGCUGUGCAUUUUUCGUGGAUGAAGUACAAACAGGUGGUGGUCCAACAGGCAAAAUGUGGUGCCAUGAGCAUUUCAAUCUGGAUUCCCCACCUGAUAUUGUGAGUUUCAGCAAAAAGAUGCAGCUUGGAGGGUACUACAUGAAGGAAGAGUUUAGUCCUUCACAACCAUACAGAGUAUUUAAUACAUGGAUGGGUGACCCUGGUAAACUACUGCUGCUUCAAGGAGUUCUUUCAGUUAUAAAGAGAGAUUCACUUCUCUCAGUUGUCCAGAAGUCAGGAGAGAAACUUCUCAAUGGAUUAUAUGAUUUGCAGAAAGAAUUUCCUGCUCUGCUUUUUGCAGCAAGAGGCCGGGGGACGUUUCUUGCUAUCAGCUGCACAUCAACAAAGCUGCGUGAUGACUUGGUGAACAGGUUAAAACAGAAAGGAAUACAAUCUGGGGGAUGCGGAGAGUACAGCAUUCGUAUACGACCAGCUCUGAUAUUCCAGACCCAACAUGCUGAAAUUUUUCUGGACCAAUUCCGACAAGUUCUACGUGAAACUAAAUAAACACAGUUGUGGAGAUCAGUUCUGGGGCCUAAUUUUAAAAACCUAAUAGUGUGACUUCUCUACAGAAAUUUAUUGGAUUUUUAAAUUUCUUUACAUAAACAAUAAGCUGUAUACACAGCACAGAGAAGCAAACAAUUGUAAUACAUUAUCUUCUUGGAAAACAGAAGAAAAAACAUGUCUGCAAAUUAUUUUUUUAUACUUACCUAAUAUUAUUAGUAAAAAUUUUAAUAAUUCACUGAAGUUGAUGUGUACCACAUUAAUAGAGCUUUAUUUACUGGCACGACAAACAUUUAACUAUUUUUAAUAUUAAUUUUUUAAACUGUUUUACACUUGCUGCUUUGUUGGCAUAAUAAUGUCUUUGUUUUGUAAAAUUUUUGUAUUGAUUUUUAUGAUUGUGAGAUUUUAACUCCUGCAAGAUUGUUGUGUUCAGUCUUACAAAGAGUCUGUUGUUGAAGACACCAAAGAGAUUAACCAGUGCAACAAAAAGUGAAAGCCAUGUAAAAAAAAAAAAAAAAAACUGGAAAUGUCGCCAGUAUUCCUGAAGAUUGUCUCCACAGAGAUGGUGUAAGAUAGUGUAACAUUUGAUAAUACUUUUAAAGACUGUAAUUUGCAUUUUCUGAUUUUGUUUUAUUUUUUCCCAUUGUACUUUUCAUAUUUUGUGUGUUGCACAAAAUUCUUAUGAUGAAUGCAUUUUUUUGUUUAGCAUCUGAUCUUGUGCUUUAGUUCAUGUAUGUUGUACAUGUAUUUCCCAUGAAUUAGUGUUCUUCCAUUGGUCCACUUUUAUAUUUUUUACCUUUCUAUUGUCAUUACACACGGUCUGUCCAAUGCCGAAUGCUGAACUGUGUAACAAAAUUGAAGAAGUAAAAGUACAAAAGAAAAAUGUAUAGGAGACUCCCAAAAUCCUGAGAUAAAAUUUUUUUUUUUUUUUAUUUUCUUGCCACAGUUCACAUUCUGAAAUAAAGAUCAUCACUUUUUGCUUCUCUGUAACCUGUUUAUGAAACUGAUUACUAGUCUUAAACAUUCAAGUAAAGCAUCCUAGAGACAGUAGCUCUAUUAUUUAUUGGCAGCUAAUGAUAUCUAAUACAGACUGCUGGAAAAAUCAAUAUCAUAACUUUUCCUUCUGUGUUUCAAGAAUGUGUCAUUAAGCUGUUCCAACUUCACAGUGGUGCUGCAAAUGUUGAUGUUAUGGAGAUAUAAACAGUUAAAAUAAUGAAAGGAGUAGAAAAGGCUGAAUGAGAAAAGUACAAAAUGAAUGUAACUUUUUUUAGUUACCAUGGAGCAGUCAGUUGGCACAUUAUUUGCAUUCCCAUGUGUAAAUGAAGAAAAUAAGCUGUUUUGACUAUACAUAUAUGUCACCAAUAGAUAUUAAGAAUGGCAGUCUUCCAAAAUACUGAUGUUUCAGCAAUACUAAUUCAUGUGUCAUGUUUUGUUUGUCAGAGAGAGAGAGAGAGAGAGAGAGAGAGAGAGAGAGAGAGAGAGAGAGAAUUAGCAUACAUAAAUGCCUUGUAUUGUAAAGAAAGUUUAUUUACUCCCAAGUAUUAUAAUUACUUCUGAUAGCUAGAUUUUAUUACUCUCUGUUAUGGUAUUGUAUUUAUCGAAAAAUAUCAAAAUAAUUGUUAGAAUUGACACAUAAUAUGCAGACUGCAUGAAAAAGUUAAUGAAGUCAGUAUAUUAAUUGUAACUUAGAUUUCAUAUUCUAGUGAUUGGUUGUAUACUGAAUGAUGCUGAGUUAAUUUGUUUAAUGUAGUUUCACUGUAUAGGACUGAAUUUAUUUUGACUGUGCUUUUUAUAAUUUUUCUUUUAAAGAAAGUAAGAUAUUGUUAGCUUAAUCAGCCCUCAUUGUCAGUAAUUUAGUAGACUGAAUAUGAAACGCUUGUGUUCAUCAAGUCUUCCAAACACAGCCAUAUAUUUAUAUGAUACAGUAACAUCAUUGUAUAUUUAACAAAAAAAUUUGAAAAAUAAAGAUCACAUUUUGCUGGUAAA